Molecule: messenger RNA, 530 nt
Organism: Nicotiana tabacum (common tobacco)
Lineage: Eukaryota; Viridiplantae; Streptophyta; Magnoliopsida; Solanales; Solanaceae
Product: CASP-like protein 4D1
Source: RefSeq, a predicted model, not a curated record
ACUUGGUACUAAUCAGGAGGGAGUUAGAGAAGGUUUGAAGAAGAUGGGAAAAGCAGUAAUAUUGGUAGUGAGACUUGUUGCCUUUGCGUGCCUCGUGGGAGCACUCGUCAUUCUUCUUAUGAGCUCCCAGUACUCCGACAAUGAAAGCCUUUUCUACACUGACGAGCAACUUCAAACAAAGUUUACUGAUUUUCGUGUUUAUAUUUACAUGCUCGGCUGCAUUGGCGUGGGAAUUGCGUAUAAUCUCUUUCAAACAGUACUGUCGCUAAGCAUUGGAGUCAGUUUGUUAGAUCUAUUUGGUGACAUGAUCAUAGCAAAUGUACUAGUUUCAGGGGCUGCUGCAACUUAUGGUUUUACCCUGGAAUUGAGCCGAGCUGCCGACUUAGAGCCCACAAGUUUCUUCAACAAGAUUUUUGUGUCGGCGGGUCUUUCUCUAUUAGCUACUCUCUUCACACUAAUCUCUCUCAUUUCCGCUCAUGUUGCUCUAAAGGCUCCUGCCCACUGAAUAAACAUUCCAUGUAUUUUCCCUU